Athene cunicularia (burrowing owl) is the source of this 3955-nucleotide messenger RNA. RefSeq names its product retention in endoplasmic reticulum sorting receptor 1 (gene RER1). The record is from RefSeq and is a predicted model, not a curated record. Gene Ontology annotation, cellular component: Golgi membrane. The transcript is spliced from 7 exons. Lineage: Eukaryota; Metazoa; Chordata; Aves; Strigiformes; Strigidae. Gene Ontology annotation, biological process: retrograde vesicle-mediated transport, Golgi to endoplasmic reticulum; protein retention in ER lumen. Bases 2353 to 2943 code for a protein of 196 amino acids.
UUCAGGCAGCUGGGAGUUUCUGUCAGGCCGGGCUGCUGUUGUAACGGGUAAAGCGAAGCGGUGACUUUUUUAGGGUAAAAACCCGUUUUUCGCAACCAACGGGUCAUUUUCCUGCGGUUGUCCAUUCACCGUGUUCUUAAUAAAUGGCAUUGGUGUUGCUCUUCAGACGUUUUCUCUAUGAAUAAGGAAACUUGUGUGAGCAGUAAUAUGGUUUUGGUAGUUAUAUGCUUCAUUUCUAUUUCAAAUUAAAAAAAAAAUCUUGAUCAAUCAGAGUAUUGUUUAAAAAUUCUGUACUUCUCUGUAUGUGAUGAUGUGAGUCAUAACUUAAAUGCCUUUACGGCCCCAGGUCUUAUCCUUUUUGAGAACUCAACGGUGCAGUGGCAUUUGUAAUGAUAGUACCAUAACAGUUGUGGUAACAAACAUAGUUGUUAAAAGUCAUGCACUCGCCUAGUUUGUGUUUUUCAGCAGAGAAAACCAUUUGGUUAUGGUCUAGUUUUAGUAGCAGUCCAUAUUCCGCUAGUAGCAACCUACUCAAUUGUUUGUUAUAGUAAUCUUUGUACAACUUUCUGAUAAUUGGCUUUAGGGAAAUGGCUGAAGGCUUAUCAUAACUCAUUAUGUUGAACAGUAAAGUCUUGUGUUACAUUAUGGAAGGGGAUUGCUACUGUUUAGAUUUAAUUAUUCCCUUAAACCAGUGAGGUCUGACUUCUGUUCUUAACUGUGAACUACCUUCAAAGAAGUGCCAAAGACUGCUUUUCUUGAUAAUCGUCUAAAUACAGAUGUUCUUUCAGUAAAGUUUUAAUAUGAUGAGAAACAUUAACUUCUAAACUGUGUCAUGCGAUCCACUUCAGCCUAUGCUACUUAAACUGAGCUGGUGAGAAUUUCACUAAGACAGUCUUAGCUGACUGUAUUUCUUGGUCUGCUAUGGAAGAGCUGUACGUACAAUAAAAAAAAUAAUCACAUGAUCACAUACAAUGUCAUUUUUUAUACCAAGCAAAAUUCCUAUUCUGUCAUAAAGACAUCAGUAGCCUUACAUACAUGAUUCUUCAUUUGAUUUGCAUAACUUAACAUUUAGAAGAUUGUAAUGUUAGGUGUACUUAUAGCCCGUAUUUGUUACGGAGGUAUCUGUAAAAUUAAUUUUGAUAUUAGGAGAAUUCUUAUGUUCAUGGUCUUCAGAGAAUUGUUAUCUGAUUAAUAGAUUCAAUAUCUUUGUCAUGGUUUUAUACUUCAGGACAUUUCGAAAAAACCCCAGACUAAAGCAUAAAAUUAUGCUUGACUAAUAAUGCUGAGUAACUUUUCUUCUGCAGUGCAGUGAAUGGGGAGAAUAAUAAUUGGUUCCUUUUGCCUGUGUUGAAAAAGUCUGUAUCUAUAUUGUAUGAGUUCUGAUUUGAUUUUUUCUAGCUAUAGCUUGAAUUAAAGUGGACUGCAGCUCCUGAAGCUCCAUAAUGAAUGCCCUUAUCUUUUGAAGUGUAAUAGAACUCCUUUUUUUCUACUUACUAAUUAUGCCAUAGUAUGUAGUUUCUAGAUGUUUACAGAAAAAAUAGAUAACUUUAAGGUUCUCUGCCUCCCCAGAUUGUCAUUGGUCUCAACUUUUUGCAACAGUUACUAUAUUGCAGCAUCUAAGAUAACUUACAUUUUUCUGAUUGAGUCAUGUUUUGUGUGUCUUUAUUGUCAUCUGAGGCUCUUGAGAUAUUAAUACAGGGCUGAAAGUACUCCCACUAUCCCAGCUAUGGAGUCCCACCCACUGAUGAGGACUCCAGGAAGUGAUGUCAGGGAUUCCUUUUGGUGAUGUGGCAAAAAUGUUUCUGUUUAGAAUCCAUUUUAUUUUGUUUGGUUUAUAUCUUGAAGUGAGCUGUAAAACUUAGUUGAGCUUAACUGAAAAGAAAAAUAAGGAUCUUAAUUUGGUAGCAGAGCAUAUACUAAAAAAUAAUUCCUUUGGUUAAUGUUUUCACCUGAGUUCAGAAUCCUGGGCCUUUUACUACACAGUUUUGCUAAUGCAUAAAACUUUUUUUUGUGACUGCUGAGCUCUUCACGUUCAAGAGGGAGAUAAACUCAUUGAAUAAUUCUAGCAGUGGACAGUGUGUUGGUUUAGGUAAUUAGGUAGAAUUUAGUCUGUAACCACUGGUGUACAGAGUCCUGAAAUUAAACUUCUUUGCUAUCUAAUUACUCAGUAUUUAAAAAUCCUAAGCAGCUUUAAAGAAAAUAUUUAUUUUGGUUUUGUUCUUUGCCUUUAGAAUCUGAGGUGACGGGAGGGUGGUGCUGCAGUUCAUAUCUCAAUGCUUAGAUGUUAUAACUCAGCUCCUGCCUUAUCAAGGUGAAGAUGUCUAAUGAGGCUCAUUCCUGCAUUUCUCAAUCAUGUCAGAAGGGGACAGUAUUGGUGAGUCUGUGCAUGGAAAGCCUUCUGUGGUCUAUAGAUUUUUCUCAAGACUUGGACAGAUCUACCAAUCCUGGUUAGACAAAUCUACUCCAUAUACUGCAGUGCGAUGGAUUGUAACUUUGGGUCUGAGUUUUAUCUACAUGAUUAGAGUUUAUUUACUGCAGGGUUGGUACAUUGUGACAUAUGCCUUGGGAAUCUACCAUCUAAAUCUCUUCAUAGCUUUCCUGUCGCCAAAGGUAGACCCCUCUUUAAUGGAAGAUUCAGAUGAUGGUCCUUCUUUACCUACAAGGCAAAAUGAAGAAUUUCGGCCUUUCAUUAGAAGGCUCCCAGAGUUUAAAUUCUGGCACUCUGCCACUAAAGGAAUCCUGGUUGCUAUGGCAUGUACAUUCUUCGAGGCUUUCAACGUUCCUGUUUUUUGGCCAAUCCUUGUGAUGUACUUCAUUAUGCUAUUUUGUAUCACUAUGAAGAGGCAAAUCAAGCACAUGAUAAAGUACAGAUAUAUUCCCUUCACACAUGGCAAGAGGAAAUACAAAGGGAAAGAAGAUGUGGGAAAGACCUUUGCUAGCUAGAAGAUGCAAUCAACCUGUUGACCAAUUCUGCUUCUAACUAAAGGAACGAUUUUGAGCCAUUGUAACAAUGCCUUUUUUCUUCAUAAAAAAUGAUUAACAGAGUGGUGACAAAGCAGUUGAAUUUUCAUUUUAAGAGGAUCUUGCUAUUUUUAUCUGAAAUAUCGGUUUCUUGAAGAAACUGGCAUUCUAACCAAAUUGCAUUGAGUGUAUUACCUUUUGUAAGCAGUUGGUGAAACUUUGGAUAAUCCCAUGGAUUUGGGAUAAUGUAUUUCUUUCAAGAUCCAUUGCACUGGAGCGAUUAAUGGCUUAGAGUUGAGUAUUUUUACAUAGUUCUCCUGCUCAGUAUCACCCUGAAGUGCUGUGCACAUAUGUGGAGGAAAAAUGUAAGAUGGCACACAUGAUGCUGUUUUCUGCUUCAUGGCCUGUGCUAUUUUCAUAUAAGAAUUCAGUAGACCUAUAGAUGCAGAAUUUAAGCCAGUUUCCUAAAUGCAUGGUAUUACUGAGUUAUAACCAAACAAAUAUAGAUAGGAAUAAGAAAUCUCCUAGAUUAUGGGGUUUGCAGUAGGGAAAAAAUACUCAUAAUAGCUUCUAAAGUUACUCAUUUGUGUUGGGUUUCAAUGCCAGUUUCAGCAUUGCAUCUCCAGCAGAUGCUAAAAUUGGGGCUCUUUCAUGAUGACUCAAAACUUUGUUCAAACUCUAUCACAAUUUCCUUUGAGGACCUAGAAUUAUAAAAAUAUAUAUUUUAAUUGUUAUUAGUUGGAGUUUCUUUCAUACUUAGGGGUUUCUUGAUUAAUUUAAGAUGACUUCAUGCAGCCCCUUGAGAAUAUACCCAAGCUGGCCAUAGCAGACAAACGGUGUGGGGUUUAACACAGCUUUUCAUUUUCUAUGGGGAAAAAACAAAAAAAAUCAGAGAUAAAUGACCUGCAUGUAAACUUUUUCAUGUGAUACAACUGCAGUUUUAUUAAGUGACUUUUUAAUUCCAAAAUUUAUUAAAAGACAGUGUCCCCCUUUA